UCCGCAGACAAUUGUUGCUGAUUAUUUAAUUUAAAAACAGAAAAGGAUAACAAAAUGAUGUCCCUGCGUGGCAGCUUCACCCUGUGCAAUGCGAGAAACAUUCAACGGAUGAGCAGCUGUUAUCAAAGCACCAAGUCCAAGCGGGCUGUGAAGGCGGAGCGGGUGGCACGUUAUAGCGGCGAAUUUCCAGAGAAGCUACUCAGCAAGAAUCAGAAGAGCGUUUCUCACAUGUAUGUGGCCAAUUCGCAAAUAGCCGAACAGAUUAAUAAUUAUCUGGAGCCACAUCUACAGCAAACCAAAUGUGAUACUGUUAUGGAACUGAAUCCUGGACCGGGUCAUUUCACGAGACAUUUGCUGGAUCGGGAAACACAGUUUCGUAAGAUCAUUCUGAUGGAAUCGAUGGAAUACUUCAUGCCGCGACUGCAGGAAUUGCAUGCAUUGUAUCCGGAUCGCGUGAAGGUCCGUUAUGGUGAUUUUAUUGCUCUAUGGAAGCUGGCUUAUAUGGAUAAAAUGGAUAGUGGGACACGUUUGCUCGAUAUGUUAAGCGAUGUGCCCCGAACCUCAUUCAAUGAAGAUAUCAACAUGCUGGUUUUCGGUGCCGUGGGUUCAUAUGCGUUCUUCAAGCAUCUGAUCAACUCGCUGAUAUUCCAGAUGAGCCUGUAUAACUUGGGCCGGUGUGAGAUGAUUCUAGCAGUGCCGCCGCCCAUUUUCAUUCAUCUGACUUGCUCGAACAAGAUCGGUUAUCUAAUCUAUCGCUCAGCCUCGGUGCUAUUUCAAAUACUGUUUGAGCAUCGUUUCAUAGCCAAGGUGCCUCGCGAGACUUUCCUGCCCGUGCAGGCCGACUAUAAUCUGUCUAAAAGCAGUAAGUUGGCUAAGGUUAAGUCAAUCAAUCCGGAAUAUUUGUAUUUGGUUAAAUUCGUGCCGCGUCGUAAUUUGCAUGAAAUAUGUCCAGUUCAAGAUUUGCCUGCCCUAUGGUUUUUUAUAAAGCAAAAUUUCGUCAGUCGACGGAAUCGUAUCAUACCCAAUAUGGAAAAAUGGGUACCUGGCUGUGGACCAAGGCUGAUAAUCAAUCAAAAUGCUCCAGAAAGAGUCAGGCCUCUUUACGAAGAUGAGUCUGUCAAGCAUUUGCCUCCAUUUUCGAUGCAGAGUACCACCAUGAGUACACGAGAUUAUUAUCCCGGCAUUAAUAUAUAUACGCAGUUUGGCGAUCUGACACCAAGUCAAAUGCUAACGUUAUUCGCACAAUUUCGCCAAUGGCCCGAAUAUAGCGAGAGUUCGUUCCUCGCUUCCAUGGAGAAUACAUUGCUUAAACUGGAGUCGGUAAACGAUGAACAAGGCAUAGAGGAUGGCGUUAAUCUAGUCGAAGAGGAUGACCUUAGCACCGAAGCUGUGGAUGAACUACUUGAGGCCACCGGUGGUCCAGCUCCAGAGCCACCAAAAGUUCGUAGGAAAACUAAAUCUACGGUUUAAAUUCGGUUUACACAUGUACAUAUUUAAGUAGUUGUUAU
Messenger RNA from Drosophila navojoa, 1508 nucleotides. It is a transcript of the gene mtTFB2, whose product is annotated as mitochondrial transcription factor B2. Lineage: Eukaryota; Metazoa; Arthropoda; Insecta; Diptera; Drosophilidae. The record is from RefSeq and is a predicted model, not a curated record. Gene Ontology annotation, molecular function: mitochondrial transcription factor activity; rRNA (adenine-N6,N6-)-dimethyltransferase activity. Gene Ontology annotation, cellular component: mitochondrial matrix. Gene Ontology annotation, biological process: transcription initiation at mitochondrial promoter; rRNA methylation.